Messenger RNA from Momordica charantia (bitter melon), 3602 nucleotides. RefSeq names its product CCAAT-binding factor (gene EDA25). Lineage: Eukaryota; Viridiplantae; Streptophyta; Magnoliopsida; Cucurbitales; Cucurbitaceae. Gene Ontology annotation, cellular component: nucleus. The record is from RefSeq and is a predicted model, not a curated record.
CACCAGCUCUUCCACCUCCGCCUGCAACAAUGGCGGCUUCUAAAGCUUCAACGAACAACGUGGACGACAUCGACACUCUCAAAGCCGACAUAGCGUCCUUCGCUUCUUCUCUCGGCCUCGCAUCUUCCACUCCUUCUUCAGGAUUCAACGAUGUCGAUUUCCGCAAGCACGGCCGUCUCAAGCCAAUCAAACACCAGAAGAACCCGAAACGAACUCCACAGAAGGAACCCGCCAACAAAACCCAUAAUCCAAAAUUUCUCAAUUCCAAAGCCAAGGAACAGCCGAAGCCGAAGCCCCCUGUUCUUGCUCUGGAAGACGGCAACGACAAGCCGCGAAGUUUUGACAAAUUCAAGAACCUUCCGAAGCUUCCUCUAGUGAAAGCCAGUGUUUUGGGUGCGUGGUAUGUGGAUGCUGCAGAACUGGAAGCGAAGGUUUUGGGAAAUGGGGAGAAGAUGGAAGUGAAAAACGUGGAGGAGUGGAAGAAAGUGGUAGAGAAGAAGAGGGAGCUUGGGGAGAGGCUAAUGGCGCAAUAUGCAGUGGAUUACGAGGCUUCGAGGGGGAAGAGCGGGGAUAUUAGAAUGUUGGUCACCACGCAGAGGUCAGGGACUGCCGCUGAUAAGGUUUCGGCAUUCUCGGUCAUGGUGGGGGAUAAUCCCGUCGCCAAUUUGAGGUCUCUUGAUGCGUUGUUAGGGAUGGUGACAUCGAAAGUUGGGAAGCGCCAUUCAUUAACGGGGUUUGAAGCGUUGAUGGAACUGUUCAUCUCAAGCUUGUUGCCUGAUCGAAAACUGAAGAAUUUACUACAACGGCCAUUAGAUCGUCUUCCUGAUACAAAAGAUGGUCAUUCUCUAUUACUAUUUUGGUAUUGGGAGGAAUGCCUGAAGCAGAGGUACGAGCGAUUCGUCAUUGCGCUCGAGGAAGCAUCGAGAGAUGAGCUACCGGCACUUAAAAACAAGGCCUUGAAGACCAUUUACGUGCUGCUAAAGAGUAAAUCCGAACAAGAGCGCAGGCUACUGUCUGCACUAGUUAACAAAUUGGGUGAUCCUGAAAAUAAGACAGCUUCCAGUGCCGACUAUCAUUUAUCAAACCUUUUGUCUGACCAUCCAAACAUGAAGGCUGUGGUAAUUGCCGAGGUGGACUCCUUCCUUUUUCGGCCUCACUUGGGAUUACGAGCAAAGUACCAUGCUGUUAAUUUCUUGAGCCAAAUUCGCCUCAGCCAGAAAGGAGAUGGACCACAAGUGGCCAAACGUUUGAUAGACGUAUACUUUGCUUUGUUUAAGGUUUUGGUUGCUUCAGAAGAUCAGAAGAAGCAAAAAAGUGGUGAGGAAGACAAGAAAAAAGCUUCAAAAGCCUCAAAAGAUAUCAAAGAAAAAAAUCCCUUAGAUGAAUCUCAUGUCGAAAUGGAUUCAAGGAUUUUGUCUGCUCUUCUAACAGGAGUAAAUAGAGCCUUCCCUUUUGUCUUGAGCAAGGAGGCGGACGACAUCAUUGAGGUUCAAUCACCAAUGCUUUUCCAACUAGUUCAUUCAAAGAAUUUCAAUGUGGCUGUUCAAGGAUUUAUGCUUCUCGAUAAAGUAUCAUCCAAGAAUCAAGUUGUCAGUGAUCGCUUCUAUCGUGCAUUGUACUCAAAAUUAUUACUUCCAGCCGCUAUGAACUCUUCAAAGGCAGAAAUGUUUAUUGGACUUCUUUUGAGAGCAAUGAAGAGUGAUGUUAACUUGAAGCGUGUAGCUGCUUAUGCAAAACGUAUCUUGCAGGUUGCUCUUCAACAGCCACCUCAAUAUGCCUGUGGAUGCCUAUUUCUCCUUUCUGAAGUUCUUAAAGCAAGGCCGCCAUUAUGGAAUAUGGUGCUCCAGAACGAGUCAGUGGACGAAGAAGAUGAACAUUUUGAAGAUAUAGUAGAAGAAGAAAAUAUCAAUGAACCAAGCACCAAACGAAGAGAAAAUAAAGAUGAUCCUCAACUUGCUCAAGGCAGUGAUGCUGCUACAUCCGACAGUGAUUCUCCUGAAGAAGAGGAUGAUUCUCCCAUGUCUCGUUCUGAAGAUGAUAUUUCAGAUAAUGAUGGGGAGUUGCUCAUGAGAUAUGAUGAAAAAGAUGCCGAGGAACCUUCCGUAACAAAAUAUUUGGAAAAUGGGCAGCAACCUCAAACGACUUGUAAGGAGCUGUUGCUCCCUGGAGGAUAUAAUCCGCGGCACAGAGAGCCGAGUUACUGUAAUGCAGAUCAUGCUAGCUGGUGGGAGCUUGUAGUAUUAGCUUCUCAUCUGCACCCAUCAGUUGCUACCAUGGCAAGAACACUUCUCUCUGGUGCUAAUAUUGUCUACAACGGGAACCCGCUUAAUGACUUGUCACUUACUGCUUUCUUGGACAAGUUCAUGGAGAAGAAACCAAAACCAAGCACAUGGCAUGGCGGUUCCCAAAUUGAACCUGCCAAGAAGCUUGAUAUGAACAACCAUUUAAUUGGACCUGAAAUCUUAUCGUUGGCUGAAGAAGAUGUGCCCCCAGAAGAUCUUGUGUUCCACAAGUUCUAUACAUUCAAAAUGAAUUCCUCGAAGAAAUCAAAGAAGAAGAAGAAGAAGAAGAAAGGAGCAGAUGAGGAAGCUGCUGAAGAGUUGUUUGGUGAGGUGGACAACAAUGACGAGGCUGCCGACGAUCUGUCCGACACUGAGAUGGUUGGUGUGGACGAGAGUGACAAUGAAGAGAUUGAGGGUUUGUUGGAUUCUGCUGAUCCUUCAGGUGAAGCAGAUGGCAACUAUGACUAUGAUGACUUGGAUCAAGUUGCCCAUGAAGACGAUGAAGACUUGGUUGGUAAUAUGAGUGACGAGGAGAUAGAUGUUCAAGCUGAAGGUUUAGGUUCUAGCAGCGAUGAAAUGCUUAGUGACAACGAUGAUGACAACUUAGGACAUGAUUCGGACGAUGAACCUAAAAAAGAGAGGAAAACAAAAGCAUCCCCCUUCGCAAGCCUUGAAGAUUAUGAGCACCUAAUAGAUAAGGAUGGUGUUCAAAAAAAGAAGUCUACUACUAAGAAGUCGAAGUCGAAUUCAAAGACGAGGAAGAGGAAGCGAGGCUCUCGUGAGUAGGUAGUACCUAACAUUACAAAAUCAGAGGCCCCCCCUCCCCUACGAAAAACAAUUGAUACCCCACCAAACCUGCAUUAGAAAAUUUAUGAUUAGAACUGUCCUUUUUGGGUUUGGUUGGUAACUACAAGUCAUAUAGAAAAUCAGCAAUUCUUUAUGUUCGGUUUUCGGCUCAGAUCAACACGAGAACCAGCAUCGCCAUGUGAGUUUUGUCUUUUGACAUCAGGUUUGCCAAACAAUUCUCCUUCACAAUUAUAUGUUGUCUGCUGUGAUUCCUUUAUUAAAUCUUAGCCACUUUGUCUCAACUUCUGUGCACAUCCUAAAGAUUAGAAUAUUACACACUCCAUAUCUUCAACAUGGAGAAGUUUUUGUUUGUUUUCAUCAAGUUCAUGAAUCUCAUGUUCUUGAUUGAUUGAUCACAAGAUUCUGAGCAGCAAUCUCUCAUUAUGGGUUCAAUAUCUUGACGAGAAAGAUUUUGUUUCAGUAUGAUGAAUGAUUAGUUCAAUGAUUGAACCGAAACGAUCGAAUCUAUUCUCA